This is a messenger RNA of Emiliania huxleyi CCMP1516, 531 nucleotides long. RefSeq lists its product as hypothetical. Lineage: Eukaryota; Haptophyta; Isochrysidales; Noelaerhabdaceae. The coding region runs from base 1 to 531 and encodes 176 amino acids. The transcript is spliced from 3 exons. The record is from RefSeq and is a predicted model, not a curated record.
AUGCUCUACUCUCUCUCUCGCCUCGUCUCCGUCGGCGACUGCGCCUUCCACUGCUGCACCGCCCUCACCUCCGUCGCCCUUCCCGUCGGCGUCGUCUCCAUCGGCGAGGAGGCCUUCUGCAGCUGCUCCUCCCUCGCCUCCGUCACCCUCCCCGCCAGCGUCACCUCCAUCGGCAGGGGCGCCUUCCGCAGCUGCCGCUGCUCCCUCACCUCCAUCCACCUCCCCGCCGGCGUCACCUCCAUCGGCAGCUACGCCUUCCGCGAGUGCACCGCCCUCACCUCCAUCCACCUCCCCGCCAGCCUCGUCUCCAUCGGCGAGCAAUCCUUCCGUCGCUGCUCCUCCCUCGUCUCCGUCGCCCUCCCUGCCGCCCUCGUCUCCGUCGGCCGCGGCGCCUUCGAGGGGUGCUCCGCCCUCACCUCCAUCACGCCGCUGCCCGAUGGCGUCUCGAUUGGCGACCAUGCUUUCUUUGACUGCCCCCUCAACGACGAGGCGGUGGCAGUAGUACGGGCCAUCAACUGUUGGGCGGUGUGA